AUGGUGGGAAGUGAAGGAAAGAAGGGAUACCGCACCAAGUCGGGACCGGUCGUGAAGGAAAAGCAGGCGCAGGCUUCGGUGGGGAAAGAAGGAUUGCCGGAAAAAUAUGUGCAUAUUCCGUCGAGUGCCGAGCUGUUCGUCAAAGACCAGUGCGAAAAGCUGAAAAAGAACCAUCAGGAGUUGUUCGACACGCACAAGGAGCUGCUCGCCGACUACACCAAAACCCACAAGAAGGCGGUCGAGAACAAGGAAAAAUCCGAGGCGAUGAAGUUUGAAAAGCAAGGACUCGCGGCGGACUACCACAAGCUGCACGAGGAAAAC
Amoebophrya sp. A120 is the source of this 321-nucleotide messenger RNA. Lineage: Eukaryota; Dinophyceae; Syndiniales; Amoebophryaceae. The record is from the annotation of a GenBank genome assembly.